GAUACGGCUGCCAUUUUAAGUUUGAGUGCGGAUAAGUGAUAUUCUUGUCACUGCUAACUAGUAAUCAGGUUUCCCGUUAAAUUUUUGUUUAAAAGUUUUUUUUAUUGUGGGCUUCAUAAAAGCCAAUAAGAAAUGCAGUCAAAUCAGAUGAAUCGAAAUUUGAAACAAGUACAAUUGGAGAACAGUCGCAAUUCUCCGAUGAAAAGAGACUAUGAUACGGCGGAUCUGGAAGGAACCGUGCCUGCUGAGGAAGGUGAGCCCCUGACAGUGGACAUCAAGAAUUUCCGCAGGCCAGGAGAGAAGACUUAUACUCAGAGAUGCAGGCUCUUUGUCGGAAAUUUACCUACUGAUAUCACGGAAGAAGAUUUCAAGAAAUUGUUCCAGAAAUAUGGAGAGCCAUCCGAGGUUUUUAUCAACCGGGACCGCGGAUUCGGCUUCAUUCGCUUGGAAACUAGAACAUUAGCUGAAAUUGCAAAAGCUGAACUUGACAGUACAAUGCUGAGAAAUCGACCUCUACGUAUUCGUUUUGCCACUCAUGGAGCAGCUUUGACUGUGAAGAAUCUUUCUCCAGUGGUUUCCAAUGAGUUGCUGGAGCAGGCGUUUUCUCAGUUUGGUCCAGUAGAACGAGCAAUAGUUGUUGUUGAUGACCGUGGGAAGCCUACAGGAAAAGGUUAUGUGGAAUUUGCAGCGAAGCCUGCUGCUCGCAAGGCUCUGGAAAGAUGCUCAGAUGGAGCAUUUUUAUUAACAUCGACUUCCAAUAUGACGAACCAGGCGAUAAACUCUCCUCGUCCUGUUAUUGUGGAGCCCAUGGAACAGUUUGAUGAUGAAGAUGGGCUUCCUGAAAAACUACUGCAAAAGAACACACAAUACCACAAGGAAAGAGAGCAGCCACCACGUUUUGCUCAGCCUGGGACAUUUGAGUUUGAAUAUGCGUCUCGGUGGAAAGCCCUUGAUGAAAUGGAAAAGCAACAACGUGAGCAAGUUGACAGGAACAUCCGAGAAGCAAAACAGAAACUUGAGGCAGAAAUGGAAGCAGCUCGCCACGAGCAUCAGCUUAUGCUAAUGAGACAAGAUUUGAUGAGACGUCAAGAGGAGUUGAGACGCUUGGAAGAAAUGAGGAAUCAAGAACUGCAAAAACGGAAACAGAUAGAAAUGAGGCAUGAAGAGGAACGUCGUCGACGAGAGGAGGAAAUGAUGCGACAGAGAGAGCAGGAUGAAUUGAGAAGGCAGCAAGAAGGGUAUAAGCCAAACUACAUGGGCAAUAGAGAACAGGAUAUGAGGAUGGGUGAUAUGGGUCCACGUGGAGGAAUUGGCAUGGGAGAUGCGUAUAGCCCGGCUCCUGCUGGCAACCAAGGUCCUGCUCCACUUAUGGGUAUGAACAUGAACAACCGUGGACCUAUGCCUGGUGCUACAAUGGGACCUGUCCCAGCCAUUGGGCCAGAAGGGACUGCAAGCUUGGGAACACCCAUGUUGGGAGACAACAGUGGAACAAUGAUUCCAAAGGGAUCAAGAGGAAUGGGGAGAAAGAUGAAGUAUGGCUUUGGGAUAGAGGAUCAGCCACAUCAAGAAUGGCAGAGCAUUCUCAAAGAGCCAGAUGGCUGACUUGCUCAGUGUUUCUGUUAUCGUGAACAGUUCCCUGCUGCAUAUCCAUUUCAUCAAAUACACACUGUGUGCUGCAUAACUUGUUGCUUCCUUUUUAAAGUUCUUACUUGAGUUUCCUCAUGAGUGCAAAAUCAAAAUACUUUACUUCAUGUCUCUUUAUUUCUUCACUGUAAUCGAGUAUAACGUACACUAUAGUAACUUAUUACAACUUCUUUCAACACUUCAAAAGUUCAUGGCCACGUGAGUUUGAAAAUUCAAGUUUCAAUAUUUGCCUGAAAUUCUUUACUGUUAUGUAUUGCAAGCCAUUUGAAUUUAAAAGGUGUUUGGCUUUACUUUUUUCACUGAGAUCCUUAGCUUGACAGUUUUAUGGAAUCAUCGACAGUGUUAUGAACAUGAAUGGAACAAGACUAAUUUGCAACAUUACACAAUACCAUUGGGAUAUUAUGGAAAUCAAUGAUAGGUUUACUGUGCUGUUGUAUUAUGGAAAAAACGGUUUAUGUGUUUCAUUAGCACUUGGGCUUUGUCAUUUGUACAUUGCACAGCUAAAUACUUGGGGAAAAUGGUCAGUUUCAAAUAUCCAAAUAAAUUCUAAUGUUCUAUAGCGCUAGAUUUAAUUUCUGAUAGAUAAUAUAAGAACAUAGGAAAUAGGAGCAGGAGUAGGCUCCUCACUCCUCAAGCGUCCCCCACCAUUCAAGAAGAUCAUGGCUGAUCUGCUCCAGAUCUCAACUUCUCUCUCGUACAGGCUCGGCAUAGCUGUCAUUUUCUGGUAUUUCAAAAAUCUAGGUGCCUCCUCUUUUCAAAUGUUUUCAGCUAUCUAACCUCUAACUUUCUGUGCAGAGAAUUCCAGACCUUCUGUCUCCUCGAGGAGAAAAAAUUCCUUUGCAUCUCAGUUUUCAGUGUGUCUUGUUAAUCUGUAACUAUAUCCCCUUAUUUGAGAUUUCCCUCAUCAGUGGAACUGUUUUCUGAAUAUCUACCCUAUCAAACCCCUCAAUCUUAUGUUUCAAUAAGAUUACCCCUACUCCUCUAAACUCUAAUGUAUAAAAGCUUAAGUUGUUCUUGAUAAGUUAGCUCCUUCAACCUAGUGAUUUUUCUGUGAACUGCCUCCAAUGGUAGUAUGUUUUUUUUAAAAAUACAGGAAUCAAAAUGAUCAGUACUUUGUGUAGCCUCACCAAUAUCCUGUAUAAUUGUAAAAAGACUUCCCUGAUUCUAAAAUCCAACUAUCCACUAUUAAGGGCCAAAAUUCUAUUUACCACCUUAAUUACUUGCUGCAGCUACUCAUUAGCCACUUGGAUUUCAUGCACAAUAACACCAGAUCCUUCUGCGCUGGAUGUUUUGAAGUCUCUUUCUAUUAAACUAAUGAUCUACCUUUUAAAGUGCAUGACUUCACACUUGUCUACAAUGAACUUGUGUGCUGAAUUUUUGCUCACUCACUCAACCUGACAUUGAAACCCCUAAUUGAAAAACAUAGGAUUCUUAAGAGUCUAAACUGAUUGCACCUCACCAUAUAUUUCACUUAUAUCACUACAUUAACUUUCGUUUUUAACGAUACUACCCAAACUCCUUUUCAUUUUUGCCAAUUUUUCUGCAACAGAAAUACCCUUCAAUAUUGAGAUCCCAGUAUUAUUUACCCUGUUACUAUGUCUCCAUAAUAGCUAUAAAAGUAACUUGUUUAUUUUUGUUUGUCAAUAACUUAGUAUUCAGAUAAAGCACAUUAUGCUUUAACUUGUUACCAUUUAUUAUUCUCUGUACUCCUCAUCAAUUUUUUUGCCCAUUUCUGUCACACUUUUUUGAUUAUUCAGCAGCCUGGAUUUCUCUAAUUUCAUGUUGAUUUUGUUAAACUGUCUUUCAGAUGAACAACCCUUCUCUCUUCCUCCCACUCCCCGUCACUUUGCAGCCCUAUACAAAACUUAGCCCAUCACAUAUCUAAGACACUGGUCACAGUGUGGUUCAAAUGAAGCCCAUCCCAAUGGAACAGAUCUCGUUCUUCCCAUUCUUGUCCAUACCCUGUUCAGAACUUAUUUCUGCCACACCAAUCUUUCAGCCAUGCAUUUAACUUCUCUAAUCUUAAUUAGCUGCACCAUUUUGCUAAGGUAACAAUUCAGAGAUGAUUACCUUUUGUGUUUUUUUUUAAUUUAGCCCUUUGCUGCUUGUAAUCCUUCAGAAGAACCUCUUGCCUACACAUACUAAUAAUUUAGGUAUGUGUAUAUGGAGCAUGACAACUGGAUCCUUCCUGCUCCCACUCCGUGUUUCAGCCUUGAGGAGAAAUCUCAAACAUGGGGCUAAUACUUUGUACUUUUCUGACGUUCAGCACCCCAAAAUUUCAAACAUCCCUUCCUCUCCUACAUAAUUUCUUUAAAUUUUACAUUAAGGAUUCAUUUAGCUCAGUUAGCUGGAUGGCUGGUUUAUGGUUCAGUCAUAUCAACAGCAUACAUUUAAUUCCUCCAUCGAUUGAGGUUACCAUGAAUAACUCUCCUCAACCUUUUCCCUUGCCUAAGGUAUGGUGACCUCAGAUGCACCUCCACCAGCCAUCUCUCUAAUGAAGGAGUAUGGUUAUGGUGACCUCACCUUUUUACAUUUAACCUACAGAAAUUUACCAAGACUCCUUUAGAAGACAACACCAUACAAACUCAUGACUGCUACCAUUCAAAAAGACAAGGACAGGGCAACAGAUAUGAGAACACCACCACCUGAACAUUUCUCUCUAGGUCCCACACCAUCUUAGCUGGAAAGUUAUGACCACUUCCUCCAUUCCACUGUCUGAAUCCUGGAUCACUACAGCCCUGGAUGUUUGAUGGUGUACCUACACCAAAUGGACUACAUCUAUUCAAGAAGGCAGCUGACCACUUACCAAGGCAAUUAAGAAUGGACAGUAAAUACUGGCAAUGCCCUCAUCCCUGAAUUUUGUUUUUGAAAACAGGUCUCUUUGCUAUUUCUUGUUGCCAUUUUCAUUACUGGUAAUUUCAAAGAUGAGUUAGCAUCCGUAUAGUGUGGUGCUAUAAGGAAUAGACCAUAUCAAGCAAUUAACUGUUAUAUGUAAACUCAUCAGUACUUUCUGUUCAGUUAUUAAAAAUCUACUUUUUAUUGUUUUAAAAUUCAAUUAGUCUUUCAGUUGUCUUUUAGUAUUAAUGUGAGAAAAUCACUUGGGGGCAGUUUUGAGACACUGGGUUUGCAGUGGAAGGAACUUGAACCUGUGUGGAGAUUGCUGUGUUAACGUAACCUAGAGGUUCUCCUAAAAUAGCAAACAAAAUUGCUGAAGAAACACAGACCUAGCAGCAUCUGUAGAGAACGAAAUAAUUAAAUCUUUUUUGGGUGAAACAUCUAACUUUUGUUUCAAACUUCAGGGUCUGGGCAACGACUCUGCUAUUGUCAUUUAUGCAUCUCUUAGAGUUCAAUUUUGUUUUUCUUGCUCCAUUAAUACACCCUUUCCUGAUCCUGUUGAAGAUCUAUGACCCCUCAAGAGGGGCCUCUUGGUUCAAGAUCGGUCAAAGAAUUGACAAAUGUGGUCUGUUCAAAAGCAAGGGUCAUUAUUUAAUUAAGGUACCUUGAUACAAUUCUAUCCAGCAACACUGGUUGAAGCUUUUGUGUUCCGUGGUGAAGUUGCGCAAUUACAUUUGAAAAUUGCACAUUAUUUAUUAUUUUUUUAAGAAAUAGUGCAGCCUUAAUUGCAUG
Molecule: messenger RNA, 5271 nt
Organism: Chiloscyllium plagiosum (whitespotted bambooshark)
Lineage: Eukaryota; Metazoa; Chordata; Chondrichthyes; Orectolobiformes; Hemiscylliidae
Source: RefSeq, a predicted model, not a curated record